Cylindrotheca closterium is the source of this 1656-nucleotide messenger RNA. The record is from the annotation of a GenBank genome assembly. NCBI's taxonomy places the organism in Eukaryota, Bacillariophyta, Bacillariophyceae, Bacillariales, Bacillariaceae.
AUGACAUCCGUGGCCGCAGAGGUUUCCUUGCAUUGCAUGAUCUGUUAUGAAGAAUUCAAUACUCGCGAUCGGGCUCCUGUAGUUCUCCCCUGUGGGCACACUUAUAUCUGCGAAGUAUGCGCAAAGCGGCUCAAGAAAUGCAUGGAAUGUCGAGAACCGCUCUUCUGGGCACCUCCUGCUCAGGAGCAAAAAACAAUGCCUUCGGGAAUGAAUCUGAAUUCAGGACGAUCACCGCAACCAUUGCGGUACACCGGAGGCUCUGUAAAUCGAGGUCGCUUUUCUCCAGGUCCUCAAACACCGCCUCAUCCUGCGUACGGUGGUAUAGCUGCUGCUGCUCCUGCCCCAACGCCCAAAAAGGAAGUACCAUUGCCUCUCCCACGAAAUAUUGUUCUGCUAGAGAUGAUUGAAGCAGCGGAGAUGCAGGCAAGGAUGAUUGAAAAGGAACGGCUAAAAAGAGCUCAUUCUACUCGCGAUGGCGAAGAUGAUGAUGACAAGUUAAUUGAGCCUACUCUGGCAGGUAUGACAGCACUGGCUGGAGCUUGCGGAACGUAUGCUGUAAGGGAACCGUUGGGUCUUGCUGUCUUGCCUUUCGAUCCCAACCUUCAACAUGACAAGCGAAAAGCGGUAAACGCGGGGGAAGAAAAGAAGGUAGAGGAAUCUAGGGAGCCAUUCACUAUCGAAGAUGGACAAACUGUCCAAGUGGUUGCCGCUGAAGAUGGAGUCUACAAACUUGCCAGAGAAGUGGGGUACAUUAUGGCGUCUGUAAAUCAACUUGUGAAAGUGGGUGGCCCUCUGGAAAAGUCAUGUCGGCUGGAGGGAAUGUUGGAUUCUGUAAUGGAAAAGCGAAUGCAAUUACAGAAGGAAUUGGACGAAGUUGAUCUUCUGGUCAAUGGUUUGCGAAAUCAAAUCAAGGAUGAACAGGAUCAACCCGAGGAACACCCAGUUAUAUCAGCGCGCAAGGAGUCUAUUUCAGCCCUUCGCGACGAGCUUGAUGUAGGAGGAGGAGGCCCACAAACUCCGACGACACCACCAAAGCGAUCGCAGACUCAGGACUUGCUGCUCCAUUCAUCAACAACGGAUUCAACGGAUGUAGGCCUGGACUAUCACAGAACCCCAGAACACAGACCAAUUUACGAGAACUCUCCAGCACGAUCAUGUCCAAUGCCAAGUACUGAACAUGCAGACGUCACUGAUCCCCGUUUACAACAACCUUUCAUGGACGAUCAAACAGGCGGCCUGCCAAGGUAUCGUGUUAGUAACGAUGAUGCUGAUUUAGGUAUUACGGGAGGUCUGCUGGGGUUUGGAUGCGGAUCAGGACUCUUUGGGGAACGACUAUUGGAGGAUGGGCCUCAACGUAACAGGAUCCAAGGCAUUGAUUCAAUGCUGCCAUCAUUCGACGAUGAUGAUCAAACACUGGGUGGAAGGAGUUUCAUGACAGCACGCACUACGGGAACUACCGGAACUUCUAGGGGGUACAGACCUACUCGAACAGGAUCUUUUGACGGGGGAACAGUCAAUUUCAGAACUGGGAUGAGUGGGCAUGCGGGACUAUUACAAUCCAAAAAGCACGCAAGCCCAAAUGCGCAUAAUCGUCGGGAAGUUCGUAUGAUGAGUGAUCAUCGAGGCGUGGUGCAAGCGCGUGGAAACCAAUCCUGA